GGGAGGCCAUUGCGGCUUGAGAGUGUCUGAGAGCUCGGUAAGGGGGCGAAGCGCCUCGCCCGGGGGCUCCAGAGGAGAUCCUGAAAACUGCCAAAUCCUGAGAGAAAAACUACAUGACACUACACCAUGAGCGAGAAUAAAUGUGAUAGUCAGUUUUACAGUGUUCAAGUUGCGGAUUCAACGUUCACCGUACUAAAACGCUACCAGCAAUUGAAACCUAUUGGGUCUGGGGCUCAAGGCAUUGUUUGUGCUGCAUUUGAUACUGUCCUUGGAAUAAAUGUUGCUGUAAAAAAGCUGAGUCGCCCUUUUCAGAAUCAAACACAUGCAAAGCGAGCUUACAGAGAACUAGUGCUGCUAAAGUGUGUGAAUCACAAAAAUAUAAUUAGUCUAUUAAAUGUAUUUACACCACAGAAAUCAUUAGAAGAAUUUCAAGAUGUGUAUUUGGUUAUGGAAUUGAUGGAUGCUAACUUAUGCCAAGUUAUUCAUAUGGAGCUGGAUCAUGAAAGAAUGUCCUACCUUUUAUACCAGAUGUUAUGUGGGAUCAAACAUCUUCAUUCAGCUGGUAUCAUCCACAGAGAUUUAAAACCCAGCAAUAUAGUAGUAAAAUCAGAUUGUACUCUCAAAAUCCUUGACUUUGGACUUGCAAGAACAGCAUGCACUAAUUUCAUGAUGACCCCAUAUGUAGUAACGCGAUAUUAUAGAGCACCAGAGGUUAUUCUUGGCAUGGGAUACAAAGAGAAUGUUGAUAUCUGGUCAGUUGGUUGCAUCAUGGGAGAAUUGGUGAAAGGUUGUGUGAUAUUCCAAGGCACUGAUCAUAUUGAUCAAUGGAAUAAAGUUAUUGAACAGUUAGGUACACCAUCAGCAGACUUCAUGAAAAAACUACAGCCUACUGUGCGGAAUUAUGUAGAAAACAGGCCGAAAUAUCCAGGUAUCAAAUUUGAAGAACUCUUCCCAGACUGGAUAUUUCCAUCAGAGUCUGAUCGUGAUAAACUAAAAACAAGUCAAGCUAGAGAUUUACUGUCAAAAAUGCUAGUAGUAGAUCCAGAUAAACGAAUUUCAGUAGAUGAAGCUUUGCGACAUCCGUAUAUCACAGUUUGGUAUGACCCAGCUGAAGCGGAAGCACCACCACCCCAAAUCUAUGAUGCACAAUUGGAAGAAAGGGAACAUGCCAUUGAAGAAUGGAAAGAGUUAAUAUAUAAGGAAGUAAUGGAUUGGGAAGAAAGAAAUAAGAAUGGUUUGGUAAAAGAACAGCCUUCAGAUGCAGCAGUGAAUAGCAAUACCAGCCCUUCUCAGUCAUCAUCAGUCAACGACAUUUCAUCCAUGUCAACAGAACAAACAUUGGCUUCAGACACGGACAGCAGCCUUGAUGCUUUGACAGGAACACUUGAAGGAUGUCGGUGAUCAGCUUUGAAGAUUAAGAUUAGCAAAGAAUCUUUGCUUCUGUUGGGCCUAAAUUGCUUGUAAGUUCAUGGAGCCAAGUAGAAAACUUCAUGUUCCGCAUGUUCCUCUAAAAUAAUGCCUGUGAUUUUACUCAGUUGCAGUAAAACUGUCUGCUUAAUAUUGUAGAGUGAAAGCAACUUUGUAUCUCAAGGCAAAUGAAUAUAAGCAUUAAUAUAACCUAUUCUGUUUUGACCUAUAUCAGGUGAGCAGUUAAAAUAACACUUAAGAUCAAAUGAAUUCAUGGGCAUUCUCUCAGAUUUUUUAAAACACAUUUAUAGGAGACAGACAGA
Messenger RNA from Candoia aspera, 1730 nucleotides. RefSeq names its product mitogen-activated protein kinase 9 (gene MAPK9). NCBI's taxonomy places the organism in Eukaryota, Metazoa, Chordata, Lepidosauria, Squamata, Candoiidae. Gene Ontology annotation, molecular function: JUN kinase activity; ATP binding. Gene Ontology annotation, cellular component: cytoplasm; nucleus. The record is from RefSeq and is a predicted model, not a curated record. The transcript is spliced from 12 exons. Gene Ontology annotation, biological process: protein phosphorylation; JNK cascade. Bases 127 to 1401 code for a protein of 424 amino acids.